This is a messenger RNA of Juglans microcarpa x Juglans regia, 1321 nucleotides long. Its product is annotated as melanoma-associated antigen 2. The transcript is spliced from 8 exons. The record is from RefSeq and is a predicted model, not a curated record. Gene Ontology annotation, cellular component: nucleus. The coding region runs from base 243 to 947 and encodes 234 amino acids. NCBI's taxonomy places the organism in Eukaryota, Viridiplantae, Streptophyta, Magnoliopsida, Fagales, Juglandaceae.
CAGCUCUCAGAGGGAAAAAAAACAUUGGAUUUUCCCGCCAUUUUGUGACUAGGGCUUCGAAGUUCGAAGUCUCCAGUUGAUCUCCAGUCCUUCAUCCUCAAUCAAUUCUAUAAUCAAUCCAAACGGAUAAUUAGGGUUUUAUUUCCUCAGGCAUCAAAGUUCGGGAGAGACGCACUCUGUAGCCAGCCCGUGCUGCCAACUGCGUCGACUGUUGCUGACGCCUACGUUUAUCCACGACCAGGAUGGCGAGUGCUACAGAAGAUCUUUCUCAGUUUGAUCUUUCAAAAGAGGAAAAAGACAAGCUUGUUGCAGAAGUAAUCCGUUAUGUCCUUUUCAAAACCCACCAAAAUUCAGGGUGCCCAAUUAAGAGGGAUGAGCUUACUCAACUGGUUACUAAAAACUAUCGUCAGCGUGCUCUUCCAUCUCUGGUGAUUAAUGAGGCUAAAGAAAAGAUUUCAAGCAUUUUUGGAUAUGAGAUGAGGGAAUUACAAAGAUCCCGUCCUUCAUCAACAAAUCAAGGGCGUGCUUCCCAGCCAAGUGUUGCAGACUCAAAAUCCUAUGUCCUCAUAAGUCAGCUACCUGCCGAUGUUUAUAGAAAAUACGUUGAGGAUGUAAAUAUGACACAUCUGACUGGUUUCAAUUUCGUCAUACUUAGUAUUGUACAUCUAGCUGGUGGCAAAAUCCCGGAAGAUAGUCUUUGGCAUCAUUUAAAGCGGAUGGGAUUGUCUGAUAGUGAUGAAAUGCAUCCCGUUCUUGGAAACGUUAAGCAGGCAUUGGAGGCACUUGUCCAGCAAAGAUAUUUGCAGAAGGAAAAAGUUAGUGGUCCUGAAGCUAAUACUUUUUAUGAGCUCGCUGAGAGAGCUUUAGAUGAACCGGUUAAUGAGAGGCUUAAAGAAUACAUAUCACAGAUUGUGAAGAAAGAUGUUGCCUCUGUGGAUGUUGACUAGUGUUCUACAAUUCUCUCUCAGCCUACAGAGUUGAGACCGCAGGAUUUUGGGGAUUUAGGAUUUUGUGAAUGAAUUGAUUGAUGAAUGGUGAUAUGAUGGAGAACCUGCUUAUUAGCAUACUACCGAGGGAGGUUAACUAACAGUUGGAAGGAUCUAUCCGGCGUGGCCAAUUCUCAGCCGACCAGGAUCUAUUUUUCUGUUUUAAGAUGCCAUCUAUCUAAUUUAAGGGGUCUAUGUUUAUUAUAUGCAAAUCUAGGCUUUAAAUGGAAUCUUCUCCAUUUCAACUUUAAAUGGAUAGUAUACAUGUAGACGUAUUAGUUGACAACUAAAAUUAUCAACAUAUUCCUGUAAAUGCACAUAAAACAUUACUAUCA